Podarcis lilfordi (Lilford's wall lizard) is the source of this 10228-nucleotide messenger RNA. The record is from the annotation of a GenBank genome assembly. NCBI's taxonomy places the organism in Eukaryota, Metazoa, Chordata, Lepidosauria, Squamata, Lacertidae.
CUCUCUCUCUCUCUCUCUCUCUCUCUCCUUCCUUAAGGUAAAAAGAGCAGAAAAAAGGAAGUCGAGGCUGGUUGCUAUGGAGACGGCGUCCUGGUCGCCUGGCGAGCGGGCGGGGGAGGUGAGGCACUCUAACCGGAAGAGGAAAUACACGGAAACCGGAAGUAGCUUUGUGCCGUUCCGCGUGGUUUCUGAACCAGCGUCUGGCUGGAGUCGUGGAAGGGGCCUCCAGAAGAGGAGUCGUGGUAAGACCAAGUCUAUAGUCGUAUGUACGGUUUACGUGGGAGUAAGCGCUAUUGAAUACAGCGGGGGCUCCUUCCGAGCAGGAUUAUAAAACGCGAGGCGGUUUCUAGGGAGGGAAGAAGCCCCAGGUUCGGCUUAAUGCAAUGUUAGGAAUGUGUUGGGGCGGCAGGUGGAAGUUCAACAGGUGAAGCAUUCCCGGAAUUUAAGUGUAUGCCGUUUCUCCGUCUUUUACCAGCCUGGCCGCGGGGAGGCGGGGAAGCAAUACCAAUCUCUCCAGUGGAGAAAUUGAAGGUGGAGCGCACUUUCUGUGUACCCCGCCCCCCGUUCUUCGUGUAGCUCGGUGGAUUCGAGGCACUCCAAAGCACAGUGUGCAAUGCCUCACGUAGAGAUGGAGGAAGGCUUCUCGUCAUCGGAUUCGGAAGAGUCUCUUGUCACUGACCGAGAGGUAAGUUUAGUGCUGUGAUCAUGCUGCGCUGGAGUGUGGGCAGGAUAUUUGUUAUGGCUGGUGGUGUUUAGCUCAUUUCUCUGUAGCCUGCCGUGGAGGGCUACACUUCAUUUCUUACAAAGGUUGUAGACAGGACUAUAUUUAUAUAAUAGCAAUACCUUAAAAAUCAAAAAUUAUAUAGGGCAUUUCCUUAUAUAAAUAUCUUUACUUGCAUGUAGAAGGGACAGGGACAGCAGGGCUAAUCCAUGUUAGCUAAAGCUGCUCGUGUGAUGGUGUAACUCCAGGCAACACUGAACAUCUCUCCAUAGUGAAUUGUGCUGGGAGCUUCCACAACCCAUUUCAUGGGUUCAUCAUACAUCACAUACAUUUUUGGGUGUUUUAAGUAAUAGCCCUAUAUUAUUGUUCAUAUUGUAAGUAAGCAGCUGAGGGGGCUUGCCUAGUUGGUUUAUGACUAGAGUGAAAUUUGAGUUAGUAUCUUAAUGGCUCACACUCCUAGCCACCAAUGCCUGUUCACAGUAGCACAUCACAGUGCAGUGUCAGUUCAGCAUCUAAAGCAAAGCAUGCUUACAUAGGGCAGAUAGAGAGCUGCUUUGUCUUAUCACUUGCAAUUUGAGCGCUUCAUUUAUGUUUCCUCUCACUUGUGCUCCUGUGUUCUUUGUUUCUUUUUUCCAAGGUUUCUAUUAUUAAGGGUUUGGGGUGGGUGAUCUAACAUCCUUCUGUUUCAGCAAUCUGGGAUGCUGCUGAUUUUAUCACUUUUCUUCCAUAUAGCUCCAAGACGCAUUUUCUAAAGGUUCAAUCAAGCCAGGCCUAAAUGUUGUGCUAGAGGGACAGCCGAAAGCUUUCAACAACGUGGUGAGUGCUGUACGAUCAUGACCUUUGUGGGAUUAAUUUGUGUGGGCAGAUUGAGCUUCUUUUGGAUGGGUAUACCAUUUAGCCAGAAUAAAAUUGUUCAGCCACUCAGUUCAGUCCGUCUGCUGAACUACCGUAGUUUUCGCUCCAAAACACACACUUUUUUGCUCCUAGAAAGUAAGGGGAAAUGCCUGUGCGUGUUACGGAGCGAAUGCACGGAUCGGAGCCAUGGCUGCCGUCAGUCAAGCAAAGCGGGAGCCGCUUAGACGCUACGAGGCUCUCGCUUUGCUUGCUUUAAAGCGACCUGGAGCCGGGGAGGAGGGAGGGAAGGAGAGCCAUGGCAGCAAAGCGGGCAGCAGCCGCUUACACGGGAGGAGGGACAGAUGCUAGCAAAGGUCCGUGCGCUCGCUAAACAGAGCAAUGAGGCUGCAGAGGGACGGCAGGAAAGAUAAAAUUUAAGCAACCAGCAGCAAAAUAAAACCAACCUCGAGCUCUGAGCCACGCAGUGAAAACCAGGAAGUGAAAAAAAAGGCUGGGGAUGAGGCUGGGAUGGAGCAGCUUGUUUUCAGGCAGGAUAGAUUCGAGCAUUGUCUGGGUCCUAGUGCCCCUACCGUAUUUUUGUGCUCCAUUCUAUUGCUGCUGGUGGCUGCUUAUCACUCCGGCUGCAAGGAGGAGCGCUUUUACACAGCUAAUGGCGAAUCCCCUGCAAUCCAAGUCCUCCUCACUUGCUCAAAUCUAUUCUGCCUCAAAACAAGGAGCGGAAGGAAAAGGCUGCAAACUGUUAAAUGGAAAAAACCCCAGGCACAGGGCAAAUACCUUAAGUAUACCUUUAAAGCAACAGUGCUCUUUCCCUCCCUCCUCCCCACUCCGCUCCGUCUCCACGCGUGCUCCUUGUCCCUUGAGUGCUUUUCCUUCCCUCCCCACUUAAAACGUGGUUACAAAGCACGGAUCCACAUGGAUCCUCAGGAUUUUUGCAUUGGGCUACCCCAAACUCACCAUCAGAUCACAUUUCUGUGGCCACAGCAUGAACCAUAAAAAUCAUACAUCCGCUGUUUCGUUUAGAAUAUUUUUUUCUUGUUUUCCUCCUCUAAAAACUACGUGCGUGUUAUGGUCAGAUGCGUGUUAUAGAGCGAAAAAUACGGUAAACCUUUAAACUGAAUUCCUGGCAUCUACAGUCCUUUUCAUUUUUUGGAAUGGCUUGGGCUUAUUUAUCUGCAUGCUUGAUGAAUCUCACCUUUUAGAUAGGGCAUCAUCCACCACUUACAUGGUAACUUGAUGCUUUACUCAUUUGGACCAUCAAGACAUGCUGGAGGUGGGGCAAGAAAAAAAGUUGACACUUAUUUAACUACACUCUAUCAAAAUAAGAGUGGUACCAUGUUCUGCAGGCUGAUAAUACCCCUUAAGCUAUUCAGUUUCCUUCAAAUUUAUAAGGGAAAUUCUGUAUUGGCCUCUGUUUGUGUUAUCAUUGUUAAGACUGAAGCACUAGGAGGAGUUUGAGGCUCAAAAACCUCUGGCAUCUGUUUUGAUAGAGAGCAGAAGACAAUGCAUCUUUUUGGGGUGGGAGUAUCAGGACAUGGUCUGUUUGGGGAGGAGAGAUUCCUAGUUCUGCAUUGGUUGGCAUGUUAUGUAGAAGAUUUUGGGUUGCAUUUAAUGCACAAUUAAUAUGCUCUUUUCUAGGAUGGAUUGAAGCAGUGCUUGUCUGAAUUCCAGAAACACCUGGCCUGGAUUGAAAGGCUUGAUGUUACCUCUCAUUUGGAAACAAGUGCCACAAAUGCAGCUUCUAGUCAAACACUUGACAAAGAUGAUGUUGACCCCGAGGAUGAUUUCAAGAGAGAGAUGAGCUUGUAAGUCUGUGUAUAGGAAGUAGAGCUGCUUCUUAUCAGCCUGGUGUGUUGAGCUUUUAGCUUUUUUCAGCCAUAUGCACAAUGGAACAAUAUGUUAGUAGCUUAAGUUUUUUAUUGUCCAAUGGAAGAAGUAACAAUUUACUAAUGGCCCAAUGGCUACUUACAUAUAACAUCUUAAUACAUUAUCCUGUGUUCCCAGCUAUCGUCAAGCACAAGCAUCUGUUUUAGAAGCUUUGCCUCGGCUGCAUAAGUUCAAAAUCCCUACUAGGCGGCCUGAUGACUAUUUUGCAGAGAUGGCAAAAUCUGAUCAGCAGAUGCAGAAGGUAAGGUGCAUGGUUCCUCUUCUUUUCUCAUCUGGCUGCUAUAAUGGAUGUGUUAACAGUUGCUGGCCAUAUACAAAAUUGUGGCACAUUGGGUCUGGUAUUUUGAUGGUGCCUCAUCGUAAUGCAUCAGCAAAUGGAGAAAAAGAGCUCUAGCAAAGUUCUUCUCAGUGCAUAAUGCUACAGAUCAUGAAUUGUUAAUUAAAAAUUUGUUAAUAAAAAGCUUGCUUGUGGGCAUUUUCAGUUUGUACUGAACUCUUAAGAAAGAGGGACUAUAAUGAAGAUUGAUUUUGUGUGGAACAUAAUGCUGUCACAUACAACGUUGGGUAUGGGGCAAAUGUGUAGUUUAGGGAAACAGGUCUUGCAGACUCAGUUGGGACCUGUGCCAGGCCUAGGGGUCAGAGGUUCCCAUCCCUGCUGCAUAUUGUCUUGGGCCUCAGAAUAAAGAAUUAGCCUUGGAUUCUGUAGCAAUUCUUUGGCAGCAAUACAUCCUUAUCAAGCUCUUUAGAGAACUGUCAUUUUUUUCUGUAUUAACAAAAUGAUGCAUCUAAGGCCAUGGAUGCAUUUUGAGGUAUUAAUAGUGAAUUUGUGCAUCUGCUCUCACCUCUCCCUUUGGUCAUUAUGUAUCCAACAAAUAAUGGUGGGUUAUGAGUUUCUGGCAUGAUGCUUUUUCUUGUCUUGUGUGACCUUGCUGGAGAAAGACUGCAACUUUUGCCCAACAGUUAUAGAGUCUGAGUAGUCCUAAACAGUUGAAGCAAUUGUCAAAAUUCACGUUUAGGAGUGCAGCACACUCUAAGCUGCUUUGGUUUUCAUUUCUGAAAUAAAAAAGAGCAUAAUUGCCACAAACAAGCAGAUUUUCAUAAUUACAAAUUCAGGGAACCUGCCUUCAUUGCAUAAAAAGCACAUCGGUUGCUCUCUCUCAAUUAGAUUCGGCAUAAGCUGAAGAGUAAACAAGAAGCAAUGGAAAAGUCUGAAAGAGCCAAACAGCUCCGUGCCCUGAGAAAAUACGGCAAAAAGGUGAGAAAAAUGGUGUCAAAAACACAGAAGCCCCCUUGGAAUGGAGGAAGCGGGAAAGACACACCCAUUGUUUUGAUUGACAAUCUCAGCAUUGGAAUCCUUUGGCAGACGUAUCUAGAAACAUCAUGAACAGGACUCCUAGGGUGUCGGAAGGAUACAUCUGUGUGCAAAAAAGGGGAGCAUUUUGGAAAGGACUGAGGUACUGUGGAAGGAAAGGCUCACUUUUUAUUUCUUGUUGGUAGGUCCAAACUGAGGUGCUGCAGAAGAGGCAGAAGGAGAAAUCCACAAUGCUGAAUGCAAUCAAGAAAUACCAGAAAGGUGAGGCACUCCACUCCCACUUUAUCCUUCACUACUCCCACCCCCAACCCGUACUACAGCAGUAGAAAAUUGUAGCCUGCUUUAGGCAUUCCACUUGCAUGUAAAAGCAACAUGAGAGAGGGGAUAAGUAUGCUCAGCUCCAUCACAGUCGCUCCACAAAUUGGGAGAGCACACUUCUGAAGCAGAGAGCUUCCUGGGCUGUGGAAGCUCCCUGCAUGAUUCAGAGCCCUGCUGUCCCUGUGUUGCUUUUGCAUGCAAGUAGAAUACCUAAAGGAAGGCUUAUGUGUAGUCCAUGUUGCAAGAACUUGAUUUGUGGGAAAGCUUGUUGAUACCUCCAGCCACUGCUGCAUAGAAAAUAUAGAAAUUAUAAUCUAGUACUUGAGAGCCCAAAUCAGGGGCCAGCAAACUUUUUUGGCAGGGGGCCGGUCCACUGUCCCUCAGAACUUGUGGGGGGCCGGAUUAUAUUUUUUUGGGGGGAAAUGAACAAAUUCCUAUGCCCCACAAAUAACCCAGAGAUGCAUUUUAAAUAAAAGGACACAUUCUACUCCUGUAAAAACAUGCUGAUUCCCAGACCAUCUGCGGGCCAGAUUUAGAAGGCGAUUGGGCUGGAUCCGGCCCCUGGACCUUAGUUUGCCUACCCGUGGUGUAAAUGCUGCACAAUAUUCCUGUGCAUAGAUAUACCCCUUUGGGUGAUAAAGCAAGCCUUCCUGCAGUGCUUGUCCUGGAGUUUCUUUUCUGGCUUGGCAUGCAGCUCAUUUAUUCUGUCUUUUAUUCAGGUCUUUCAGACAAGCUGGACUUCUUGGAAGGUGAAAAAGCACCAGCAACUCAGGGAAAGAAGGCAGGGGCUGGAGGCCAGCAUAAAAAUAAAGGGUAAGGCCUGUGAAGUGCCGGGAUGUCUACUAAAACUUGCAUUUCUUUUGCUUUACCAUGAAUAAGUCUUUUAUUGGAUCAGUUUUGUUUUGUUUCGUGUUUAAGUUCUAAGUCCUUCUAAUAACAAAAGUCGAUCCAUUAGCAGAGCACUGAAGGGGGAGCGAGGCGGCAGCGAUGGGGUUGGAUUGGCCAAAGGUGUCCCUCUGCCCAGCUCUCUCAGCUAAAGCAGCCUCCUGCUAGCUGAUGGCAGAUGGCAACUGAGUGGCAUGUCAUUCCACUGAUGUGGCACUGCCCCUUUCAUUUGCAAAUGCAUGUGCACAAGUGUUGUCAGUGAGGUGCCUGCUGGUGACAGUCACUGAAAUUCUCCAAAAUGGUGUUUUGGAGGUGGGGAGGGGUUGAGCUGGCCAGUUGGAUCCCAAGUUGAUCUCACUGCCAUCACACCAACAGCAUUGGAGUCCAAGAUAAAAAUUUAACUUCUUUCAUACCUAACAUCUAAGACUAAUGCCCUCAGAGCGCUUGAUCGCUACAGCUAAACUAGCCUAGUAAGAAUGAACUGUCUGAGACCUACAGCCUUAGAACUGUUGCUGUUUGGGUGCACAGAAAAAGCAAACUGACUACUGGCUUCCAGUGUUUCUGUUUGAUGCUGAAUGAGUAGUCUUUGCCAUUAGGUGUCUGGCAAAGUGGGAAGCGGGUUGUGAAGUGUCAGGAUGGGGUGUGCGGUGCUGCUUAAAAUAAUAAAGUACUGAAGUUGGAAUAAUUCCUUUUGAGGGCAGGGAGAGAAAGAUAAAAAUGUUUGCUGUGGAGCCGGCCAGUUUAUUGGGAGAGAGAUGGCUAGGUACCCAGCCGUAGUUAGCUGGUUGUUUUUCUUUCAGACCGAGUGCCAAACGACGCUACAAGAAUCAGAAGUUUGGUUUUGGUGGCAAGAAGAAAGGGUCAAAAUGGAACACUCGAGAAAGUCACAAUGAUACGUCCAACUUCCGUGCUAGUGUGGCCCACCACAAGGGUCCUGGGAAAGCAGGGAAAAAGGGUGCCAAUGUGAGUACCUACCAUGAAUUGUUUUUAUUUAGACAUUUAGUGUUAAUAAACAGAAGUGGCUUAUAAUAAAUUUCCAAUGCAUUCAUAUAAUUUGGAGGGAUUUUAAUCAGGCUACAUUUCUUAUGGUUUAGAGUGGGCUCUUAGUAUUUAUUUAUGGCUGCUGUUUAUUAUAUUGAGGGCGUGUGUUUGAGUUUUACUUACAUUGCUUUAUAUAUUGCUAUCUUCUUUUUUAGUGAGCUUUGUAAGGAGGGUAUAAAUUCAUUAAAUUUAUAAGUGCAUAAAUUAAAUGAUUAAAAUUUAUCAGCGUGUUUUCUGCUGGCAUAAAUAAAAAUUAGCUAACAGCUGCCAACUGGGAAAACCUUGCUGUAAUCUGGCUGCUAGUAGAGCAUUUGCUGAGCUGGUUCACACCUCAUAUUAAGCCACAGUAACAAGUAAACCAUGGCGUUCUGUGAAUGAGCAACAAGCAGGACUGUUCAGUCACUCUGCCCUGCCUGGACCCAGAAAAGCAACCCACAAGGCUUGGCUUGCCAUUACAUGUGAACCAGCCCAUUGUGGUACACAACUCCCCCUCUCCCUCCCUGGCAUCACCCUUUCCCUUGUACAGUAUAGCUAAGGUAGUAAAAUGAUAACAUCCAGCUUGUAUCUCAUUUUAGAAGAGGCCUGGCAAGAAGGUGAGGCAGAAAAUGAAGAACCGUUCCCGAUAACGAGAAAAAUGGGUGACCUUUCCUUCUUCGUGAAGUGUGACUCCCUACGGAACGAUGGCGUGAAGUGAUGCUGACCUGGACAACAUAGCCGUUCAGACUGCCAUUCAGAGUCAGCAAGUGGUACUGCCUGACACAGGGUGUACGCACUUCUCGUACAUAAAUAACAAGCAGAUGCCUAUAUUUCAUACUGAUUUAGUCUUUCUUGAUCCUCCUUGUGCAAGAUUGUGAAUUAAAAAGUCUUGAUAGCUUGAUCAUCCGUGUCAGAUUGGGAGAGAUCCUUUCUGGUUUGCAUUGGGUCUCACUAAAUCCUUCAAUUUUUUUGGUACCUCAUACAUAACAUCAGCCUGUGUUCUCCUCCCUUGUCACCCAGCAGUGGUGCAUGCAGAGUACUAAGCAACAGCUUUUGUAUUUCUGCCACUUUAUGACUUUCUUUGCUAAGGGCAUUGGGUCCUCCUCUUCCAUUCAACAGCAGAAGCUGGUGGUCUACCAGCAAAUAAUCACAUGAACUACUGUUGCUGCUCAUACCACAACUUCUGGUUGAGAAACAGAUUGUCCUAUCCACCCACUAUAAAAACUGAUGACAAAAUGAAUAUGGUGGCAGAAAGAAUAGCAGGCAGUUUCAGGUCAGGUUUAUUGUAAUACUAAAUGUUCACAUAACACAGGACUUUCCUAUACCCACUGCCUUGCACCCUGUGUCAGGCCUCUGUCUUAUGCUUUGCAAUAAUUAAAAGAUGGAGACCAUGGAAGUCUGGAAGCCUAAAUUUAUGUCUACAGUCCUUCCCUUAAAGUCCUGCAAUGCUGUGUUCCUUUAUCGCUUAUCUUUUGUCAUCCCUUUCAGGCGCCACAUAGCAGCCAUAUAUCUGGUGAUUUCAGUGCUCCGACUUGGAAAGUAUAGCCUGUUGUCAUUCCGGUUUACACUGAUCUGUGAAGGAGAAUAUUACCAUAGUAUAAGAACAUUUGGCAUAAGGGAGGAGCUAGGAUUUGAAUAUUUUCCCCAAACUAUCUCCCCAUUUGAUGAAAUGUCUAGAUUCUGAUAGCUAACCAGGUACUCCCUAUAAACUUUCAAAGCUUUCUCCAUAGCUAUAACAGCUUAAAAUUAUUUUCCUGUAAAGUCUGGAUUCUUAAAAUGCCAGACAACUACACACACUUCCCCAGAAGCUCCUUAAAAACCCACUUACCAAAGGUGUGGAAAACCAGCCGAUUUCUUGGCUUUCUGUUUGUGGUUCUGUGUAUUUCUUGUUUGGUUCAAGUGCAGCAUGAUGAAUUAGUUUCAGGAACUUAGCUAUAGGGUUAAAGCAUUGGCAAUGAGACUUGCUUAGUGUAGACUGGGUGCAAGGCACUUAAAUUGCACUGAAAUUUUUAGAUGUGAUGAUGCUACAGUGCUCUGUUAAAUGCUUAUACACUUUCAAUUUCAAUGUUUGUUCUGCUUGCAUAACUUAUUAGCUUGCACCUGAAGUUUUUACAUACUUCAUUUAUUUCACAAUGCAUAUACUGCCUUUCAUGGUCAAUUCUCUCAAGCUGGCUUGCAUCAAAACAACAACAAAACGAUACAACAAAAUUAAUCAUAUACCAAUAAUACCCACCACCUACCCCCUCAAAAAUGUUAGAGGAGUUGAACAUGCUGUUGGUUCCUGCUGUGAAUGAGGAAGGACAGCUGCUUUGCCUGUUCUGUGAGCAGCAUUGCAAAAAAGUUGGUAUCUUUCGUUCUCUGUGUGUGUCAAAUAUCUAAAAACACUGGCAAACCUAGUAAAAAUGCAAUUGAAUUUUCUUUGUAUUUAAUGACAGUCAUAGGAUAGGAUAGCCCACCCUUUGGCAACCUGGUGCCCUCUAGAUGCUUGGGACCACAACUUCCAUCAGCCCCAGCCAGUACAAUUGUCCUGGUUGGAGCUGAUGAAGAGUUGUCAUUCAAAACAGCUGGAGGGCAUGAGCUUUGUGAAGGCUGGGAAAGCAGGUACUAAAUCUUUCCGAAGAACACACUCUUAGCUUGUGUUAUGGCUUUGUCUUGCCUAUGCUGCCAUGCUCUCACUCUGCAGAUGCAUGACAGGAGAAUGAGGCUUGGAAAAGAUUUUCAGUGAAGUUCACAUCUUCUCUAAGGCAGACAGGAGGCCUGCAUUGUUCUGGUAAAAUGGGAUGACUGCAGUAUUUUGUAUAAUUAAAUAGAGGUUGCAGAAAACCUCAAUUCCUAAAGACAUGUCCUCUUGGCUGCUCUACAUUUUACCCUUCCAAAAAGGUUAGCUGUCACUGGCCUUAAGCUAACUUCAUUGUUGUCCCAAAAGGCUUAACUAUAUUACAACAGUAUUUGCUGGCAAGAAUUCAAGUUACAAAAAGGCCACAAACCAGUGUCCAUCCUGAAACCAAUAUCCUGGAUAAAGGCAUUUCAACAUAACAAGCACCAUUUAGGUCUCUCAGAACCCUUAGAAAAGUAAAGAAUUAAAAAGAUGAAAUAGGAACUAAUCUAGUGAAAUAAUAUUAAGUUGGAAGUGAAAUUUGAUAGUAUCACUGUGUGGCUAGGUAAGUUGGGGUUUGUUGCUUUGAAUAUUGAAGCUUGUGCUUUUAAAUAUUUAUUUGCAAAAAUAUAUCAUUAUU